AUGACAGAAACGGCCACUACAACAACAGACCAUUCUCUCUAUCCGCCACCACCAACAACAGCAACAACAACGGCAUCAACCACACACGAUAUUGAAAUGAUGCAUCAAUUACCAAAUAUUUCUUCCGAGCCAACCAAUGGCGUUGGUCAUAACGGAGAGGCUGCAAGUAGUAGUAGCAACAGCAGCAACUCGUCCACCACAUCGGGAGCCUCUCUCAACGAAGAGCCUCUUCAAGAACAUUCAUCCACUCUUCAAGAGCAAUCACUCACCAACUAUUCUGCAACUACUACAAACAAUAUCAUGAAUUUGCAACCAACCGACAUGGAAAUGAAAAAGGCUCAAUCGGUUCCAGCCGAGAAAUCAGGUGAAUACAUCAUUGGUGGUGCCGAUGAUGAUAGUGAAGAAGCCUAUGUUCCAAAAUAUAAAAGUGAUUCUCCUCCUCUUCAGCUUGAAUGGAAAGAUCUCACCUAUAAGGUGAAACUCCCUCUCACUGCUCCUCCCAAUUUCAGUCUCCCUCAAAAGAUUGGCUUUAAAUUGAAAAACGGAUUCAAGAAGAAGGAGAAGGACAUUUUACAUCCCAUGUCUGGAUUUGUGAGUCCUGGAAGUACAUUGGCCAUUAUGGGUCCGAGUGGUGCUGGUAAAACUUCACUUUUGAAUAUUCUUGCUCAACGUGUCAAGGAAACAAGUGGAGAUAUUACUGUUAAUGGAAUGAAGAUUGGCAGUAGCUUUAGAAGUUUGUCUGCAUUCGUUCAACAAGAUGACGUAUUGAUGGGAAAUUUGAGUGUUAGAGAAACACUUCGUUAUGCAGCAUUGUUACGUUUACCAAAAACAAUUUCAUGGAAAGAAAAGAUGGAACGUGUUGAAUCAAUUAUGGAUGAAUUAGGUCUUCUCAAGAGUGCUAACACCAAAGUUGGUACUCCAGGUUUAUCAAAAGGAAUUUCAGGAGGAGAACGAAAACGUCUCAGUAUUGCUAUUGAAUUAUUGACACAACCAAGUAUUUUAUUUUUGGAUGAACCAACUAGUGGUUUGGAUGCAGCAACUGCAUACAGUGUCAUGAAAACCAUCAUCAAAAUUGCUAAGGGAGGAAGAGCAGUCAUUCUCACAAUUCACCAACCUCGUUCUAAUAUUUAUGAACUUUUUGACAAGUUAUUGCUAUUGGCUCGUGGUAAAGUUGCGUAUUUUGGACCUGCUAAGGAUGCUACUCAAUAUUUUGCAGAAAUUGGAUAUCCUUGUCCAAAGCAAUACAAUCCUGCUGAUCACUUUAUUGAUUUAAUUACAGAAUCUACCAGUGAUACGGAUGAAGGAAAGAAAUUGAAACAAGAAGACAAUGAUCGUAUAGAGAAAAUUUUAAAUCAUUACAAACAUAUUGAAACAGCGCCAUCUACCUCUCACUUGGAAACUGAUAUUAAGAAAGCCAAGUAUAAUGCGAAUUGGUUUACUCAAUUCUUUGUGGUUAUGGCAAGAGCCUUUGUAAAUAUUUUACGAGACAAGAUUUUAACAUUUUCAAGACUAUUCCAAAACGUAGUAAUGGCUUUAUUGGUGGGAUUAAUUUUCUUACAAAUAGGUCAUGAUCAACAAUCUGUACAGGAUAGAAAUGGUGUUCUCUUCUUUUGCCUUAUUAACCAAUCGAUGAAUUCAAUUUUCGGUUCUUUGGCAGUUUUCCUUUUAGAAGAAAAGAAAGUAUUUUUGAGAGAACGAGGUUCGAAAAUGUAUCAAGUCAGCGCGUAUUACCUUGGAAAAAGUGUCAGUGAAUUGCCUAACAUUGUAUUCUUCCCAAUUCUAUUUGGUACCAUCGUUUAUUGGAUGACCAAUUUGAACGCAGGGGCGGAUCGAUUCUUUAUAUUCUUACUCAUAUUGGUUUCUAUGGCAUUGGCAGCUCAAGCUUUAGGUAUGGUUUUAGCAGUGUUGGCUCCCUCCAUGGAAUUUGCUACUGCCAUUGCUCCAGUGUUGUUAACUGUGCUCAUGUUGUUUGGAGGUCUCUAUAUGAAUGUUGAUAACAUUCCACCCUACUUUAUUUGGAUUUACUGGCUUUCAAUCUUCCAUUUCGGUUAUGAAGCGAUGGUGUUGAAUGAAUUUGCUGGUGCCUCGUUUGAAUGUCCUCCAUCACCAGCUGUAUGUACUUACAGAACUGGUGAGGAUGUUAUUGCAAGAAAUGCAAUGGACAAACCAUAUGCUAAUAUUUGGGUUGACCUGGGAUUUUUGUGGGCAUACUUUUUGAUUUAUCGUCUAAUGGCCUAUCUGAUUUUAGUGUUCUUUGUGAGACCCAAGAAGAAGUAA
Molecule: messenger RNA, 2277 nt
Organism: Naegleria lovaniensis
Lineage: Eukaryota; Heterolobosea; Eutetramitea; Acrasida; Naegleriidae
Exons: 2
Coding region: 1-2277 (758 amino acids)
Cellular component (GO): membrane
Molecular function (GO): ATP binding; ABC-type transporter activity; ATP hydrolysis activity
Source: RefSeq, a predicted model, not a curated record